UACCCGGGGCAACAUAUCACACAAUAAACGCCAGCUGUUGUGGAACGUGCAGAGGCGCUUCGCAGCCCAGGCGUGUCGCGGGCGCCUGGGAACCCUCGCCGCUCCCUCAGCGUGGACAAGCUGGGGCAACCUGAUCUCGGCUGUCGGGGUGGGUGUCCUCGGGAGAGGACUUUGCUAUAAAACAAGUGACCCUAGGGAAACUUUUGAAGUCAGCGGUAUAGAGAGCACCACCACCAGACGCCACCAUGCCUGCGGAAGGAGGGAAGACGGACAUGGAAAGGAUUGGCCUCUUUAGUGAGAUGGAAUAUAUUACUGUGGGUGAUAAAUAUGUGUCACAAUUUAAUCGACCCUUUAAUGAGGCUGCAAGCAAAAAUAAACAGAUGCUACCUGGAGGAUCCAAAGAAAUGUCAGAUCUUCAGGCAGGUUAUUUUGAUCCCCAUUUUGUAAGGAUUUUUGAAGGUGAAGGCUACAUAAAUCUGAAUCAAGUGAGGAGACGGGAUAGGAUGGAAGCAGCCAAAAAAAAUCUAGGCAAAGCCUUCCUCCCUAGUAGUGGGGAGAAAAAGCCAUGUGGCUUAGGAAGCUACUAUGGAACAAUAGGUGGUCCAGUCCCAUUUUUCAGCGCACAGUCAAAACCUCGAGAAAAAUAUAAGGCACCUGGAAAGAAUUUAUACACAAACCCGGGAAAGAAAGGAACUGGAUAUGGCUAUGCAAAUAUUACCAUAGGUAAACAGUUUUCACAUUCUGCCGACUUCUAUGAUGCAGCAAAACUAAAUUAUAAGAAAGAGAAUGAAGAACACCAUCGUUUACUUAAAGGAGCACCGUUUAAGUUAAAUCUUCACCCGAGGGACUAUUUUGACUCUAAUCCUUAUUUUUCUGAGGAACCUUUACCACCAAUUAAAAAAGAAGAGAAGAAAGAAUCAAUUUCGAAUGCUUUUAAACCUUCUUCUCCUGGUAAAAAGCCUGGUGGAAUGAAGGCAGGAACAUUUGAUCCUUACCCAUCACAUUCUGCUGACCCUUAUGUGGCUAAAUUGGCAAAUAUUUCUGGCAAAGAUGAUAAGAUUUUCCACCCACCAAGUGGACCAAAAAGCAGACCAGUUGAAAGUAUAAUGACUUUGAAUGUCAGAAGGGCACUAAAUUCAAAGAACUACAAGACUUCUUCAGUACCAUCCUAUUAGCAACUGGAAGACAAGUAGCUUUCUAGAUCUUAACUAUGAGUAAUUUAUUAUCAAGAGCUAAUUAUGGAAAAAAUAUAAGAUGUUAUGGAGCAGAUAGCUCAAGCAGUUAAAAGAAAUUUAAGCCUGCAACUCUAAUUCUCUUCCUUAUUUUAAUACUACUACUUAAUUAAUAAAUAGUAUUUGCUAAUA
Messenger RNA from Pongo pygmaeus (Bornean orangutan), 1364 nucleotides. It is a transcript of the gene CFAP96, whose product is annotated as cilia and flagella associated protein 96. Lineage: Eukaryota; Metazoa; Chordata; Mammalia; Primates; Hominidae. The transcript has 8 exons. The record is from RefSeq and is a predicted model, not a curated record. Gene Ontology annotation, cellular component: cytoplasmic microtubule; centrosome. Bases 246 to 1175 code for a protein of 309 amino acids.